CCUAAAUAACUUUGAAAGUUCUCCAACUUACAUCUAUAUUGCUUUCGUCCGUCAAAUAUUGUUCCUUAGGGCGUGCUUUACUUUGCAUCCAGGCGCAUAAUCAUCAUGGAAGACAAGACCAUUGUCCUCAUAACUGGAGCGAACAGCGGGAUUGGAUACGCCGCUUCAAAGAUCAUAUCGUCAGCCUCUUCGAAUUAUCGCAUCCUUAUGGCUGGCCGUUCGCUGCCCAAAGUCGAAGCCGCGAUCAAAUCGCUAAAAUCAGAAGCCAACAUCAAGGGCGAGCUGACGCCGCUAGAGCUCGAUGUCACUUCCGAGGCCAGCAUCGCUGCCGCAGCCAAGAAGGUCGAGCGAGAGUUCGGCCAUGUCGACGUGCUCAUCAACAACGCCGGCGUCGCGCAAUCGUCCGAGCCGAGCUACAAAGCGCAGAUUAACGCCAUAACCGAAACCAACAUCACCGGUCCGCUGCUGGUGUGUGAGCAAUUUAUGCCGCUCGUGCUAAAGAGCAAGAAUCCCUACUCCAUCUUCGUCAGCAGCAGCCUGGCCAGUCUCGGUUUGGCAACUACGCCCGGAAGUCACUACGACAGCGACAUGUGGCAGGUGUACCGCAUGACGAAAUCAGCGCUCAACAUGAUCGCCGUCACUGAGCAGCACAAGUGGGCUUCGAAAGGCGUCAAGGUGUUCCCAAUGUGUCCUGGACUCGUCAGGAGCAACUUGAGGGGGACCGAGGAGGAGAAUGUCAGUGCCGGCGGCCGAGCAGGCAGCGCAGACGUCAGUGGAGAGACAAUGCUCAGUAUCAUAGAAGGGAAGAGAGAUGCCGAUGUGGGCAAGUUCGUACACAAAGAUGGUGUUCACGCGUGGUGAACACAUGUAUCCCGGUUGACUUAGAGAGGUUUAGUAUCCUUGAAACGUCUGUGGUAAAAUUGUGGAGAGGUCUGGGGACUGCCUCGCAAUAAGACAGCAACAAUUAAG
Paraphaeosphaeria sporulosa is the source of this 969-nucleotide messenger RNA. RefSeq names its product putative short chain dehydrogenase/reductase. Bases 106 to 861 code for a protein of 251 amino acids. Lineage: Eukaryota; Fungi; Ascomycota; Dothideomycetes; Pleosporales; Didymosphaeriaceae. The transcript has a single exon. The record is from RefSeq and is a predicted model, not a curated record.